CCACAAUGCGUGCCUUGGUCGUCCUCGCACUUGUAGCUGCGUCGUCGUUCGCCAUCAGGGUCCCGAGACCCUCGGCCGAGCCUCACUGGAAUGCCUUCAAGAGCACUCACUUGAAGAGCUACCGCGAUGGCCAGGAAGAGCUUAUCAGACGUUUCAUCUUCGAGGACAACCUCCACACCAUCGAGGAGUUCAACCGGGUGAACGCCUCUCUUGCUGGUUUCACCCUCGGAGUCAACGAAUUCGCUGACAUGACCAACACCGAGUUCUCGAACAUGCUCCUCGGCCUUGGCGGCCGCAACAAGAUCGCUGGCGAUUCCGUCUUCGAAUCAAGCCACGUUCAGGACCUUCCUGCCGAGGUCGACUGGACCCAGAAGGGCUACGUCACCGAAGUGAAGAACCAGGGUCAGUGUGGUUCCUGUUGGGCGUUCUCCACCACCGGAUCCCUCGAGGGUCAGGUAUUCAAGAAGACUGGGAAGCUCGUCUCCCUCUCCGAGCAGAACCUCGUCGACUGUUCCACCAGCGAAGGAAACCAGGGCUGCAACGGAGGUCUCAUGGACCAGGCUUUCACCUACAUCAAAAAGAACGGUGGAAUCGAUACCGAAGCUGCCUACCCCUACACCGGAUCUGAUGGCACUUGCAGAUUCCUCGAGAACAAAGUUGGAGCCACGGUCUCCGGUUUCGUUGACGUCAAGAGCGGAGACGAAAACGCUCUGAAGGAGGCUGUCGCCACCGUUGGCCCCAUCUCAGUGGCCAUCGACGCUUCAUCGAUCUUCUUCCAGUUCUACAGGGGUGGCGUCUACAACCCCUGGUUCUGCAGCUCGACCGAGCUCGACCACGGAGUACUCGUUGUCGGAUACGGCACGGAGGGCGGCAAGGACUACUGGCUUGUGAAGAACUCCUGGGGUUCGAGCUGGGGGCUCAAGGGCUACAUCAAGAUGGUUCGCAACAAGAAGAACCGUUGCGGUAUCGCCACCCAGGCCUCGUACCCCACCGUCUAGACACAGUCUGCGCGGAAUCCAGUGGAUGAGCUGGAGGUACAGUUCCGUUCUCCGGAUUCAAUAAAUUGGCCUAAGCUGAGAGAACUUUCCCUCUUUAGCAGAGUCUAAUCUAGAAUUUCGGAAUAAAUAUAUCGAUUCACUCGAUGUAUCUCCU
Galendromus occidentalis (western predatory mite) is the source of this 1152-nucleotide messenger RNA. RefSeq names its product cathepsin L1. NCBI's taxonomy places the organism in Eukaryota, Metazoa, Arthropoda, Arachnida, Mesostigmata, Phytoseiidae. The transcript has 2 exons. Gene Ontology annotation, biological process: proteolysis. Gene Ontology annotation, molecular function: cysteine-type peptidase activity. The record is from RefSeq and is a predicted model, not a curated record. Bases 6 to 998 code for a protein of 330 amino acids.